AUUUAAACGUCCUGCCUACACAGAAGAAGUCAAAAGGAGGAGAUCUGUCACCGGAGUCACCUGCUGCGUCUGUGGGGAAAUUAUUUCAUGUUGCAGCAGUGCAACCGGCCGCGGAGUAACAAAUACAAAACGGUUAACUGCUUCUAUAGGCAAAUUACCUGCUUUUAAACUAUUCAACACACCCUAUUCGUGGCAUUAUGGAGCCCAAAACUGUAGUAAAGGAGAAGUUUUUCAUCGUGAUACGCGGGAAGUCGAGGAAUGGCUUCUGCCGAGGAAACAUCGGCCGUGUGGAGGCAGAGACGCAGCGCGGGGAGCUGAUGGGGCUGCUGUACUGCGGCGGCAGCAACGCGGGGAGCCCCAAGAGCGGAGGCCUCGUGAAGAGGGAGGACACGUAUCCUCUGACCCGCCACCAGGCCCAGCUGCUGCUUUUCGUAUCUCCCACAAGCAAACGCCUGGAGCUGCUGUGCAACCCCCAGCUGUUCAUGGCUAUCUGUCAGCUGUCUCAGGAUGACCUUGUGGUGGUGAAGCACAAGAAGGGACACCUGCCUGGGCUGGUGAAGAACCUGAUGCAAAUUGGGAGGAAGGAGGACAAAGAUGACCUGCACAUGCUCGGCUUUGAGAUGGAAUUUGUGGACAGUGAUCACAAUUUGUCCUCCAAGAAACCUGCUCCUCUGCCCCUGUUCAGUGCGGCAGAGAUCGUGCAGGUGGUCCCAUCCUACUCUGUUCCCCUCGGACUACACUGGAAAGACAGCCAAUUUGGGGGUCUAAACAGAAAAGAUGUGACGCGCAUCAACUCCAUGCCGAAUAUAGGAUCCCGAGCACGACAAGUGAGGGAGAACCAUACGGAGCAGGGUGUCAUUCAGAGCCAACGUUCAGAAACAUCUCCUGUGCCUUUGGAGGUUGGAUCCUUGGUGGAGGUGGUGUCCAACUUGGGGGUCACGGUGUACGGGGUCGUCCGGUGGUUGGGGGUACCUGCAGGGAAGACUGAUGACUGGGCUGGGAUUGAAUUGGACUAUGAGGUUAAUGGCUGCUCUGAUGGGAAGUACGGAGGCCACAGGUAUUUCACCUGCAAAGGGGGCAGAGCUUUGUUUGUUCCCAUAACAAAGUGCAGCCCUGAUAGGAGGUUCUUCUGCUCCUCUACAGGAAGGAAGAACUUCAAACCCACCGACACACCUCCAGUUCCUCUAUAUGAGGAGACAGAGGAGGAUGCACCACCUAUUCCUGAGUCAGAGGCCUUGUCUUUGUUAGUGGGAAAAAUGAAAGGCAUUCAGGGUCACAUCAACUCCUGUUACCUUGAUGCCACACUCUUCAGUUUGUUCGGCUCAUCCGUGACCCUGGAUAAUAUCUGCCAAAAGCCUGCUGACACGGAGCAACCCAUAGCCUGCACUCUUAGAAAAAUAGUCAACCGUUUGCGCAGACAAGGGUUUGUGCCGGCCGAGAGUGUGAUGAAUUUGCGGAAGCAGCUUGGCUGCGACACAUUCCGAACAGAGGAAAAAGACCCGGAGGAGUUCAUAACAGUCCUCUUUCAGAAAGUUCUUUACAUGGAGCCACUGCUCAAGCUCAGAUCGAGACAAGAAACAUGUCAGGGUGCCUACACCUUCCAGAUCUUUCUAGAAAAAGAACAGAUGGGACAGAUGCCCACUGUCCAACAGCUGCUGGACACAUCCUGCCUGUCAGGGGACCUCAAGUUUGAAGAGAUGCCGUCAUGUCUAAUGGUUCAGAUGCCAAGGUUUGGAAACAAGUAUAAGAUGUUUUCUCACAUAAUUCCCUCCACUGAGCUGGACAUCACAGAUCUCCUAUACAACUCUCCGAGGGAAUGUUUUGUCUGUGGGCAUUUGGCCGAGUAUGAGUGUCUUCAGUGUCUACCAGAUCGCAAAAUGCACCCAGGAAGAAUAAAGCAGUACUGCUCUACCUGCAACACACAGGUCCACACCCAUCCCUCGCGGCAGGCUCACUACCCCAAAGCUCUGGCAGUACCAGCAGACGUAGCCUCUGAUACUCCUGUGCCCAGGCACAUGAUGCAGCUGUUUGCUGUGCUCUGCAUUCAAACCAGCCACUAUGUCUCCUUUGUCAAAUACGGCCCUGAUCCUCACUCCUGGCUCUUCUUUGACAGCAUGGCAGACAGAUGCGGUGACGAUCAACAUGGCUACAACAUUCCUGAGAUCCGAGCUUGUCCGGAGGUGGGUGACUUUCUGUCCCAGCCGGAGGAGGAGCUGGCAUGGUCUAACCCCUCCCAGGCUCCUGAACUAGUGCGCAGGUUGUUGUGUGACUCCUACAUGCUGUUAUACCAAAACCCAGCCACACCACUUUCAAAGCCAAACCAUCAGGACUAUCAUGUCGUUUGAGAACACAAGUGAGGACACAACGUUCCCACAACAGUGCCUUCAUAACCUUGCAGCUCUGCUUAAUCAACAAGAUUGUGUGUUGGUUAUUACAUCCGAACAGAAACUGAUGCUUCUAACAUCAUGAGGGGAAAAAACAAUAUUGUUGAAGAAAUAAACAAUAUUAAUUUGUUGUUCAGACAUUUGACUAUGCAUGAUCGUAAUCAAGUUUUAAAAAAACAAAACAUUUAAAGAUAAUGAUUUUGGCACUUUGGCCUUUUUAUGUGACGGAAUUGAACCCGGGAUGUUGUGGUUAUAUGGCCUUGGCUGUAACCAUGCGGCCACCAAGGCUCUCAAUCGUAGUCAAGUUGAUGUAGAUCUAUAAGGAGAGAAAGAAUGAGCAGUACAUGUAUUACACUCUGAACUCACCACUGCCUUCUUUAUCUCUUGAAUGUCUUGCUGUUGUUACACUUUGAUUAUUUAUACCAAGAGUUCUUUAAAGGCAAUUGUGAUAUUAGAUACAUUACACACAAAUUACUUUAUUCAAAUGUAUUUUGUUAUUUGGUACAUUUUAAAGUCCACUCGUGACAUGUUUCUGUGGUGUGAUAUAUUAGUUCAACUUGGAUUGUCAAUUGUGACCUAAAACACUCACUGAAGCCUCACAGAAGAUUGGAAAGUACAGUUUGUACGUUGUAUUGUACUUACUGUAAACAAAUGCACUGAGUGCAGAUUUUACUAGGAAUAUUACUGGAUCUAUAACGUAGUAUUUUGUAUCAAUAAAAUGUUGAUAAUUGCAGUUGAGGACAGGUGAGAUCUUUUUUAGGUAAUAUUAUGGGCUGCAAUGCCCUCUUGUGGAAAACAAAAAUGAGUUUGCCUUGAGUCUCAUUGAUCCUUAAUUGAGAAAUACUUUCUUUCUUAUCACCACUAUGUAUAUUAUUCUCAUAACCUCUGACAAAGAGAAAGUCACACAGCGUAAAAAAUAUAAAAGUGCAAGUUUCCAUGUCAUUGUAAUUGCUUAUAACUAAUUUAUUUUUAAAUACUGGUGUUUUUUAUGCUGUUCUGUGUAUUCAGAUUACAUGCAGUUGCAGUGGUCAUCUGUCAAGCAGCUUGGAAAUUCUAAUAAAAACAUUUUAAUUUAAUAUU
This is a messenger RNA of Cottoperca gobio, 3464 nucleotides long. It is a transcript of the gene cyld2, whose product is annotated as cylindromatosis (turban tumor syndrome) 2. The record is from RefSeq and is a predicted model, not a curated record. The transcript has 14 exons. Bases 198 to 2345 code for a protein of 715 amino acids. Lineage: Eukaryota; Metazoa; Chordata; Actinopteri; Perciformes; Bovichtidae. Gene Ontology annotation, molecular function: cysteine-type deubiquitinase activity. Gene Ontology annotation, biological process: protein deubiquitination.